Diversispora eburnea is the source of this 1512-nucleotide messenger RNA. The record is from the annotation of a GenBank genome assembly. NCBI's taxonomy places the organism in Eukaryota, Fungi, Glomeromycota, Glomeromycetes, Diversisporales, Diversisporaceae.
AUGUCACAACAGUUUAUAAAUCUUAUAACAGAAGGUAUUUUGGUUUCUGACUUACAUUAUGGUGUGUUUGUACGAAAUUGGUGGGUUCAAAAAACUAUUAAAAAUAGUAAAAAUCAAAUUUUACCUAUUUCUUAUCGCCUAUAUAUGCGCGUUACCUGUAAACUUAAUAAUGAACUAUUUACUCUUUCCAUUGUUCAAAGUAUAACAAAUCCAUUACAACUAGGAUUUGUUUGUACAUGUAAAGAAAAGAGUACAGAAAUAAUGACAUCCACUUCUGCAGCAAAAAUACUUUAUAUCAAGAAAUAUUUGAACGAAAAACUGAAGCCUUUUUCAGUUGUAAUUACAAGUAUUGGUUAUUCAGAUAAUAAUGAACUUAAUGGCGCAGGGAGUGGAUUUUCUUCAUCAAUUAUAACUAGAUUUCAGGGAAAGCAGUCUAUUAUUUUACAACAAAUUAAAAAUAAUGUAUGCGUUCUUGAUAUUUAUCAAGAAUCAAAAAAAAUCAUUCAAUAUCAAGAUGAAACACCAAAUAAUGUAUGGAAAAAAUCUGGAAUUAAUAAAAAAUAUAAUGGAAAUGAUUUAUUUGGAAUUACACAUCCAAUUGUACAAUCUAUUUUACACCAAUCUCCCAUUAACCGUCAUAUAUGCAUGCCAAAUGAAUGGAAUAAUUCUGAUUAUCUCCAACAAGCAUUUGAUCGACAUAUAAAAUCAAGAAAAAUCACAACAUCAAUAUUAUUAGAUUGGAAAUCAUUAUUUGAUGAUUGGUUACUUCAAAAAAGUACAAUUAUUCAAAUUCCAAAAUCAUUACAAAAAAUUUAUCCAAAUAAUUAUCAAAUUUGUGAAAAAGAAUUACGUGCAUGGAAAGUUAUGCUCAAAUCCUGUGGAUGUUCUGAUGUUACUCCAUUUGAAAAAGAUGUAUCUGAUAUAGAAUUUUGGAGUAGGGCAAUAGAUCCAAGUGUUAUAGAUAAUAGUGAUUUAUUUUGGGAAAAUUUUCAGGUUGCAUUAAAAAAUAAUAAACGUGGAAUAGCUGGAAAAAUUCGAAUUUUAUCUAUAAUUGCUAAUAAAUUUUGUUAUAAAGAUCUUAGAGAAAAAUUACAAGUUGGUUCAACAAGCAUCAAUUCAGCAUGUAAACAUGCUAGACUUAAUGGUCCAGGUGCACCACCUAUUUCAAAACCUCAACGAACAGUUCAUUAUAUGUCUGAGAUUAAAGAAAAAGAAUUUGAACUUUUUUUUCAAGACAAAAGUAAUGUGUCUAUGAGUUCAUAUAAAGUAGAUGCUAAAACAAAUUUACCAAUAUUGUAUUUACAAGAUCAAAAACAAGCAUUGUGGUACAAAUUUGAAGAAUUAUAUCCUAAUGGUAUGAAAAAAACUUCUUUUAUGGCAAGGUUAACUAAUUGUAAUCAUAUAAAAUAUCAGGAAGAUUUAGGUGGAUUGUGUUCAAUUUGUAAUGAUUAUGGAUUUGAAGCAUUUCAAAAUUUAAUGGCAAUUGUUCGAAAUACUUUUAUGACAAAAUAA